Molecule: messenger RNA, 1518 nt
Organism: Eruca vesicaria subsp. sativa (arugula)
Lineage: Eukaryota; Viridiplantae; Streptophyta; Magnoliopsida; Brassicales; Brassicaceae
Source: the annotation of a GenBank genome assembly
AUGCAUGGAUUCUUGCUGGAGUUUGGCCGGCCAUUGAAGAUGAACUCUCAGCCUUCGUAUGGAGGAGUAGGGAAUUCCAACGAGAAACGAGUUUUGGAUAAAUCAAGGAGUCUGCUCAACUGGUUGACUGAACGGAACUUUGACAAGAUAAAGGAUGAGAUCAUCCAGACGAUUAUAAGAGCGUCUCCUUCAGCUUUCGUUAUCAAGUCUCUAGUGUGUUUCGUUUUCGAUAUGGCGAUGGUGGACAGUACUUCUAAUGUCUUAUUCGCUCGUCUAUCCGUCCAUCUUUUUCACUCCCUGCCCCCUUUUCCAUCAGCUGAAUCUCACGGCCAGAUUACCACUUUCGAAAGACUCUUUUUACGCAAAUGCCGAAUAGGGCUUGAAAACUCAUCUCUUCAAACAGAUAGUCAUGCACCACUUGCUUACGUCGAUGAAUCUGACUGUUGGAGAUUUAUCAAAACCGUGCGUCUCUUGGCUGAAAUCUACAAGAAUAGGAUGCUCUCUCAAACUACUCGCACAUGUAUUAUUCAGGUGCUCACGAAUCCCAUCUUCCCACCUGAGAGGAACACCGAUGCUAUGAACUUUUUUCUGUCCUCCGUUGGAGUAUUAUCAGAGUUCCAAUUUUGUGAUGAAAACUUCAAACAGCUUAUGCAAAAUUCACGGGCUGUAGAGUUGGAGAGCAGUUACAAAGAACAAGUCAAGCUUACGAAAAAAGCAGAAGAUGCACUUGCUAGAAACAAAGAAGCACUAGAUUUGUUGAAUCGGCUACUUGAAUCUUACAAGGAAGAUAAAUGCAAAUUGCAUUCACAUGCUCAAGGUCUGGAGCAAAAGUACCAAGAUGAGUCAAAGCUUAGGAAAGAAACAGAAUGUUCCCUCGCUAUAGAAAGGGAGAACAUUUCCAAAGUAAGGCUUCGACUUGAAACUCUCGAAAACGAACACAAUAACUUGCGGUUGAAAGCUGAGGAGCUCGAGAGCAACUACAAGGAUGAGCUGAUUCUCAGGAAAGAAGCAGAAAUCGCACUUCACAAAGAAAGGAAUGAGCUGGAGGCGAUGGCGCAAAUGUUUGAAACUUGUAAGAUAGAACAAGAGAACCUGACUUCGCAAGUCAGAACUUGGCAGGACAAAUACGACCAAGAGUUGAGCGUUAGGAAAGAAACAGAGGAUUCUCUCUCUAGACAAAAAGAGGAGCUUGAGAUAGUCAAAGGACUACUCGAAGCAUUCAACCAAGAAGCAGAUGCGAUGAGAGUAGAGAGAGACAGUGCUCUCGAAACAGUACAAGAGCUGACAAGAAAGCAUUUGGAAGAGCGUCAACCUCUACCCUCCUUUUACUGCCCUAUCACACAAGAGGUGAUGAAAGAUCCACAUUUUGCUGCUGAUGGGUUUACAUACGAAGCAGAAGCUAUUAAGAAAUGGUUUAGUACAGGUCACGAUACGUCACCCAUGACAAAUCUCAAGCUUUCUCAUCGCAACCUUGUCCCAAACCGCGCUCUCCGGUCUGCGAUUCAAGAUUUGAGUUGA